CCCGGAUAUUUACUUUGUUCUCUUCUUGCGAAAGAAACAACGAACGAGGAGCGUGACGAAGACGAUCAGACGCGCACGGUAUCGAUACAGCAAACGACCUAAUUAGCUAACCUACUGCCACAACGACUACUAGCAGGUGCGUCGACAAAUAUGGGAGGUGCUGUGGCUCGCGGAGUCGACAACGACGACCUGGUCGACAAUCUGAAGAAGGAGGAGUAUAUAUCGUCGCCGAGCGUCGAGAAGGCGUUUCGUGCUGUCGAUAGAGGCGAUUUCUUUCUGCCUGAAGAUCGAGAUUCGGCCUACGAGGACCAUGCGUGGCGCAGCGGCACUCUGCAUCUCUCCGCGCCUUGUAUUUACAGCAAGGCGGCCGAGGCCCUCGAUUUGAAUGAGGGGUUGUCGUUUUUGAACGUCGGGAGCGGGACGGGAUACUUUAGCACGCUCGUUGGCUCAAUUCUCGGUCCGAAUGGGACGAACCACGGCGUCGAGGUGUAUCCGGAUAACGUGCGCUACGCCUGUCGGAUGGUGGAUGAGUGGGUGCGGACGACGCCGUCGUUCGAUCGCACCGCCUUCUGUUAUCCGAAGUUCGUGGCGGGUAAUGCGUUGUUGUUGAAUCCAACCUACCGGAAUUAUGACCGAGUGUACGUCGGUGCGGCAUGUCCACAGGAAUAUAUCGAGUUUUUCAAGGGCUUGCUCAACGUUGGAGGCAUACUGGUGAUGCCCUACGAAAAUCAGCUGCAGCGCAUCAAGCGGGUUAGCAGGGAUGAGUACAGUAUGCGGGACGUGUUGUCGGUCUCGUUCGCCGAUCUCAUACUUCCGUCGAUGGAAGAGAGGCAAGAUCGCAUGGCGACCAUCGAAAUAGGUUGUAAUCCUGUCAGUCUUCAAGACUGUUGUCGACUCAGUAUCCUCACCGCUGUCGGCUCCUUGCCGACUGAACGUCUAAGAAAGCUUCCUCUGCCGCAGUCUCUUCAGCUCUUUCUUCAAUCUUUCCGCGAGCCUGAUGUAAUCACCAACAAGUUGGCCGAGAAGCGACACGCUGCCGAGAGACUCAGAGCCUCCAUGGUUCGGCCACCGAAGAGAGUCCGAAAACGGGACGACGACGACAGCCAGGUUGAAAACGACAGCAGCGAGGACAGCAGCGACGACGACGAAACAGGUUUGCUCGCUUUGAGGCAUCCGUUGUUCAUACGUAUCGGUCAGAUAGGCGGGUUGGGGAUUAUGGGCAACAUUGGGCCGUCGUCUCAUCCUCCAUCAUCCGGGGUACACGACCGUGGAUCAGGAGAAUAGUGUGACAUUGUGGGGGGAACUCAGAAUAACAAUUUGUAAGUAGAGAUUUAUUUGAGGCACAAUGUAGGUAUACCGUGUGAGAGAGAGAGAGAGAGGGGGGGGGGAGUUUUCGAUAGAAUUGUGUUGUGUACAUAGACUGCACACGUAGGUGUAUCAUCUCGAUUCAGCUGAAAUAAAGUGUACUUUGAGAUUGUAGAGAGAGAGAGAGAGAGCAGAGA
This is a messenger RNA of Corticium candelabrum, 1502 nucleotides long. Its product is annotated as protein-L-isoaspartate O-methyltransferase domain-containing protein 2-like. NCBI's taxonomy places the organism in Eukaryota, Metazoa, Porifera, Homoscleromorpha, Homosclerophorida, Plakinidae. Gene Ontology annotation, cellular component: cytoplasm. Gene Ontology annotation, molecular function: protein-L-isoaspartate (D-aspartate) O-methyltransferase activity. The record is from RefSeq and is a predicted model, not a curated record. Gene Ontology annotation, biological process: intracellular signal transduction; protein modification process. The transcript has 4 exons. The coding region runs from base 151 to 1284 and encodes 377 amino acids.